Gavialis gangeticus (Gharial) is the source of this 6169-nucleotide messenger RNA. RefSeq lists its product as uncharacterized. The transcript has 3 exons. The coding region runs from base 208 to 5103 and encodes 1631 amino acids. The record is from RefSeq and is a predicted model, not a curated record. NCBI's taxonomy places the organism in Eukaryota, Metazoa, Chordata, Crocodylia, Gavialidae.
UAAGAACUGGAAAGAACAAGAAUUUUUGUCUAAAAAGAAUAAUAACUACAAUGAAUGACUACUUAAAAUGAUGUCUGUGGCCUACUAAGUUCAAGUUCAACAGCUGGUGCAAAAUCAGAGGAAACAACUAAAUUGGAAAAAGAAAAAUCAGCUCUAAACAAGGUUUUGGAGUCUUUGUGCUCAUAUCACUGGCAACAGAUUUUGGCUAUGUUGAAAUUUUUAAUCCAAGAUCAAAAUGUUCCUUCACUUUGCAUUUGCAAGCAACCACAUAUCCACUCAGAAACUCAGAAACCCUUCAGCGAAGAGGAUGUGCAUGUUUCAUUUUGCAGUUGCGAUGGACAUAUGCUGACAAAAAGGUGCUGUUUACAAAAUCAAAAACCAAACAUUUGUUUACCAUCUCUAUCUGUUUGUAUUAAAGAUUUGCAUUGUUUGUCAUGCCAAGCUGUAGCUAUUGGAUGUAUUAAGACGAUGAAUAAAGGGAUUACCAGCGAUUGUAAUCCAUAUAGGUGCUAUACUGGACAACUGCAGAACUGUAGCAACAAACAUUCUGUGAGAGCAGCAACUUUUACUUCUUAUUCAACUGAAGAUUGUGAUCUAUCAAACAACAUUAAAAAUUCUACUAGAUCUCGCAGCCCAUCACCACCUCCAUUAUCACCUGUCCAGAAUCAUGAAUUUGAAACAUUAGAAGGCUCAAUCACAGAUUUUCCAGCCAUAGAUAACAAACAACUUGAAAUAACUAUUAACCAGCCUCCAUCCCUCUUGCCAGCUGAAGGAAGCAAUGGAAUGUGUGAUCAUGAAAGUAAAAUGUACAGAAGAGUGUCUGAUCACUCAGACAAAACUUUGCUGUCAGCAGAUCAGGAAAGCAUCAAAUAUGUUAUUAAUUCUGAAAAGUUUGAAAAAGGUGACAGUCCUGCCAUUUUUCAGGAUCUAAUGGAUCGCAUUAAUGAAAAAUUAAAAUCAAUAGAAACUACAGAUAUAACAACAAAUCUUGUUAAAUUGUCUAACAAUGACAGGACACCAGAAAAUGAUAUAAAAUUGAGAGACUUCAUAACAUCUCUCUUGCAUAAUGCUACAGCAAGUGAUUAUAGUUUUAUGGAGUUGCUUAGCCAACACGAUAAACAAGUGAAAAAUAAAAUUAUCCAAACAAGAUUUCGCAAGCGCCAGGAAACUUUAUUUGCAACGUAUAAUUCUCCCGAUUCACCGUUGUUUAGGCGACAAUCUCUGCAAAUCAAGAGGGAAAUUGCAAGUUUUGAUGAUGCUUUUAUGAGGAAAAAAUCAAGUUUGGAGAGAAAUACAAAGAAAUCUACAAAAAAUGAUGAUAAAAUGUCACCAGACAAAGGAGACAAUUAUAACAUGUUAGAAGACAAAGCUUUACAAAAUCAUAAACAUGAUCCAAGUAUAAAUUGCCAAAUUAAAUCAUUGUCUUUGCCAGCAGAUCAAACAGAAUCAUUGGAACUACCUCUGAAUAAUUUGAAAACUAACUCUGGUUUUGUGGCGCUUUCAGAAAACAUCAGUGCUACAACAGCCAAUCAGUCUAAUUUUGCAAAAAUGCAAGGAGACUGUGCAGAAAAAGAGACUGAUCAGAUUUCUUUGAAGCAGGAAUAUAAUGGCAUCUUGAGCAGAACCAAACGUAACAUUGUGCCUCCUGGAUGGUACUCUGUAUAUGUAACAAACAAUAUUUUAUUUAAAAAAUCAUCCAAAGCAAAAAAUUCUCCUGAAACUUUGGAAAGAAUUAAGGUCAUUAAAAACCUUCAAGCUGAAAGAACUAGUGAUAACGAUGUAAAUAAAAUUGUGAGGAACGCAAAUCUACAGGUUGUUGUGGAACGCUUGGAAGAUACAAUAAACUUAGCCCAAAAGACUAAAAAUCCAUUGUUGGAAACGUAUAAAAUAUGCAGAAAAUUGAAAGACAAUACUUAUGAGUAUGAUAUGAGCCCAUCUGCUAGGAGAGGUCUACAUUUUACCAUGAGUGAAAUAGAAUGUACAGGACAGAGUUUCCUUCCGGAGUCUCAUGUGCCAAGCAGCAAUAAAAACCAAACAGUUUUUAUGGCAACAGGAGAAUGCAAAGAGGAUGUAGGUGGAGGAUGUGAAGACAACCUCUUUAAAUCUUUACCCUUUGAUUCAGGCAGCUUGACUUCUACUAAUGGAGAUUUAGGAACAAGGUCUGAAACUGGAGAGAGUGCAUCUCUCCUAGGUUACUCUAGCCCUAUUAAGCUUAUGUUUGUCUCAGAGAUUAAUAGUAGCGAAGGAGUCAAAUAUACUUUAACUUCUGCCAGUACAUCAUCUAAAGCAAAUACUGAACUUGGUUUAUUUGAGAAGCACCCAAAUGCAGUAUCAGAGGAAGAACACAAAACUGGAGAUCUUGAGCCUGAAAUCUGUGUUGAAGAUUGUGGUUGUAAUUGCAAUGAAAGUGUAAACAAAGAGGAAUCAAAUUGUGAUUAUUCUGGGGCAACUGCAAAUUCCUGUGCAGCAGGUGAAACUGAUAUAAAAAACUGUAAGCAAAUUGAAGAAACUGUGGAAAAACCAAGCAGUGGCAAUGAUCCCUCUGUUUUAAAAAGAAAACCUGGCAGACCUAAAAAAAUAGGUCCUCAAGUUGUAAAACAGGUUAAGAGACCCAUUGGACGACCUCCAAAGCCUAAAAUAGAUAUAGCUGAAAGUACUGAUAAUAGAAAUAAACCCACCAGUAUUGGGAAAAAUACUAAAUCUGAUGUAGCAGUACUGGAAGAAGUUAAUCAAAACAAAAAUAUUACUGUGACAGUUGUUUAUGGGAGGUCAAGAAGAACUAAAAGGCAUGUUUCCGAAGGAAAUAAUAUAAUUCGUGCUAUGCCUACUCAACAUGCUGGUUCCAAUUUUGCAAAUGACUCAAAUGAACUGAAGCAAAAUUCAGAAACUGAAAACAGUUUGGCUGAAAUAGUAAAAUCCUCACGGAUUUCUGCUGAAAGUGAGAUCUUUGGGUCUGUGUAUGAGUAUAUCCGACCGAUCAAGAAUAGCUCAGUAUUACCACAUCCUUGCAGCAAUAUCAUACGACCAAAUCAGAAGCCUUUAAACACCAUUAGAAAGCCUGGUAGGCCAGCAAAGGUAAAAAUCUCUGGCAUAUCAGUGACUGUUUAUGGAGUUUCACCUCAGGAAAGAAAAGUAAGUAUUAGCAGCUGCUUGCCUCCUUUACAACAACAAAGCAUGUUAGAAAAAACUAUAUCAGAGGAGAAAAAUAAACAACAGUGCAAUAAGAUGGAUGAAACAAAGAGGAUACAAAAUGGCGCUAGGAAGGAUGGUUCAGACAAUGUGAUUGCAACAGUAUCAAGAAAACAUAAAAUUCCUUUGAGGCAUUCUGUUAGAGACAGAAGACCAUCAAUGCCUUUCUUACAUUCAUUAGCAUCUUCUAGCGCAUUUACUUGUAGAAGUGCCUUGCUCCGUAAAUCGUAUAAGCUCCAUCUGAAAAAAGCUAAAGAUCAAAAAGAAAAACAUAGGCAGUCAAAUCUGAGCACAGUAUCCAAAGGUACCUCAGAAACUAGAAAUUCAGGGAAUACAAAACAGGGUUCUGAGGAUGGUGAAUUCAGACCCAUUAAUGAAGUUUCAUCAGAUCCCAUUUUUUCAUCAAAUCCUUCUCUCAGGUGGUGGGCUACAUCCACUUCAAAUGAUUCCUUGUUGGAAGAACUAAAUAAUAGAUUUGAACAGAUAACCAAUACCUGGUUGCGAGUGGGGGGAAAUGAGUUUGAAAAAUGUGUAUAUGAAAAAAGAGAUAACGUUGAACAAGACUGUAGCGUUAAAGUGUCAAACACUUUAGACACCUGUCUGGUAGAACUUGAAGCAUCACCUAUAAAAAUGCUUUUCCAGAAAAAGUGUAAUAUGAAUGAACUCUGUACCUGGUUUAUGCAAACUACAGAAACACAGUCUCUCUCUCUUGUAAGAAAAGCCAAUGCUCGCAAUCCGCUGGAAGUAAUUAGUACUAGAGGGACAAAGAUGGGAACUAAGCAAUCUGAUCUUAAUACUAGCCCUUUCAGAAAGCACUUUAAAAAGUUUGCACUAUCUUCUCCUUCAAAACCAGCAGGGAAACUACAAAUAUUGCAUAAUAUGGUCAGGUCUCCAGUCCUGAACAUGAAAAGUAACUUCACACUAGCUAGAUUAAGAAGAACUGAAUUUAAGAAGUUACAGCAUGAUAGGUGGCAACAAGUGAAAAAACUGUAUAACCGGAGAACAGUUGACUGGACAUCUAAAAAGAAAAACUUAAGAUUCUUCUGCCAAAGCCAGUUUUUCAAAAAUGUGAGUGGGGAAACCAGUGCCGGAAUACCUAUGGUCCAGGAGAAAAAUGUAGAAAACCAGCCCACCAAAAACUUGGUAGAAUCUUACAGUAGAAUCUUGCCGUCUGAAACUGAAAUCAGAGAUGCAUUUCUUCAACAGACAGUGGAAUCGCCUGACUUCAGCACACAUCCUAGUCUAGCAAAUAUUUUUAAAAUGUGUGCAGAAACAAAUGGAGCAAGUUGUAGUGAACAAAAUACUGUAAAAGAACAGAACCAAGGUAAUCUGUGUCGAAGUGCAUGGAGACCCAAAACCUUUAAGGAUUGUCGAAUAUUUUUGAGAAAAAUAAACCAUAUUGAGCAGCGCAACUCCUUUAAGUUAAAUACUAUCAUUUAUUCUCCCGAAGCUGUUGAAAGUAAGAACAGUCAGCACAGUAUUGAAGAAAAACAAUAUCCAACUUUAAGGUCCCAGUCUGCUAGGCAAGUUGCAUUAAAGAGGCAAGCAAAAGAUGUGGAAACAUGUAGAGGAUCUAAUCCUUGCAAAAUGACUGAAAGCCUGGAUGACCAACUAAACAGUAAAAAAUCAAGCAGCGCUAUAAACAAUGAUGCCAAUUCUGCUGAUAGUUCUGAAAUUCAAAACACAAUAAACAAAAGAAAAAGACUACAAUGGGAGACCACUGAUAUGAAUAUCAGAAAAAGGCAUAAGAGACAAUCAAACAGUAAUGAACAAAUGACAAGUUAUUACUCAAAAUACCAGCUAGGGCCUCUUAAUCCUGUUGGACUGUCUUUGCUGGGUGGAUUUGCAAGCAGAGCUGUUGAAUACUCCAUGACCCCAAUUCAAAUGCCACUGCAUGGAAGUACCCAAGCCUAACUUCAAAAGCCAUGUAUUUCAAGAUGAAUGCAUGCCACAUAGUCCCUGAUAAAUAUGUAAUACUGUGAAUGAGCAUGAAACUGAGAAAUCAUUGCUGUCAUUAAGCAGACUGUUUCAGAACUAGAGACAUAAAGCCUUUCUGUAGGUGAUAGAUCAAAUUUAGCAAGUUGCUGUUUGUUUUGCUGUAAGGCAAAAUGUUCCAUCUUGGUUAAGGGAGACUGCAGUUUCACACUGUUUACAUGACAUUGUUGUCAAUAAGCCAUAUCCUCCCUUUCCCAGGGUGUUCUUACACUGGAAAUAAAAAACAAGCAUUCACUUACAGAGCUUCCUUUAAAACAUCCUCUUUGCAGAACAAGAUUUCGGCAGCUCAGCUAUGGAUCUGUCGAAGUGUUUGGACCAUAUAAGCCACAGAUCUUAGGCAUUCAGUGGGGGCUAGAGUUAUCUGUACUGAAGACCUGUACUUCUGCACUGGCUCCUCCCACCUCCUGGCUUUUGGCAAAGCUACUGGGUGACUGCUCUCUCCCUAGACAAUUGUCAUAACAUCAAUGGAAAGAGCAAAUAAAUUAAUACUAGCUGUCUUCUGCUCUCUCCCAUGGAGUUGGAGGCUGGCACCCAUUCAACCCCUUUCUACUUGUUAAGGUGGAACAGCUUGUAGAGAGGGCACCAGGCAGAGGAGGGAAUGAUGCUAUGGAGAUGGGAAUCUCAGAUUUCAUACCCAGCCCAGCCACCGACUCUCAGAUGGAGUGGAGAAGAGAAUGAGGUCCAGCCUUAGGAUCAUGGUGUAAUCUGCAGCUCUGCUCUUCCCAGCCAAAGGAUGUCUGUGUGGAAGCUUUAAGCAGAACAGUUGUAGACAUUAGAAAUUUUACACAUACAUCUGUUACUUAGAAAACAUUUGUUUAAUGCGUGAACGCCAGAAUGUACAUACUUAGCUUUGUCUGGGAAAAAAAAUAACUGCUGUAAAACCUGCCAAGCAAUCACAACAGGUUUUAUAAAAGAUUUCUUCUCUUAUGUGCAUUAUAAAUUGCAUCCUUAAAAAAAAACUUAAAAUAAAUGUUUCUUAAAUAAC